Bactrocera neohumeralis is the source of this 2704-nucleotide messenger RNA. RefSeq names its product LIM homeobox transcription factor 1-beta (gene Lmx1a). Lineage: Eukaryota; Metazoa; Arthropoda; Insecta; Diptera; Tephritidae. Gene Ontology annotation, cellular component: nucleus. Gene Ontology annotation, molecular function: DNA-binding transcription factor activity, RNA polymerase II-specific; RNA polymerase II transcription regulatory region sequence-specific DNA binding. The transcript has 5 exons. Bases 422 to 2269 code for a protein of 615 amino acids. The record is from RefSeq and is a predicted model, not a curated record. Gene Ontology annotation, biological process: neuron differentiation; regulation of transcription by RNA polymerase II.
AUGUUAUGAUUUCAUCGUCUGCAAAUUCACAUGUGAACUGACAGCGAACGUUGACGGUUGUGCAUGCGAGUCAAAACGUUAAGUAACGGUAUACAAAAACGAAAAAAAACACACAUACAAAAAAUACAAAUAAAUAGUUGCAGUGAGCUUGAAAGUAAAAAGAAUAUAAAAUAAAUACAUACAUACAUACAUACAUAGAAAGUGAGUGCCGCAAGAGUGUUGCCACACGUGUUGAAACGCUGCAGUGAUCAGCAGUGAAAGUGCAAAAUGUGCGUGAAAGCUCAAGCUUUUUACUAAAACAAAUAUAAUCGUUAAAUGCGGUUAAAACGAGUGUGAUUACAACAACAAAAAUCGAAAAAAAAUUGUACAUAAGACAUAACGGUGUCUUAAUCGAGAGCAAAGUUGCAAACGCUGUUAGACAAUGCUUGAAUUCUAUCCAAUGCCCACAAACUUGAGUCGUGGCGCUGGCUUUUAUUCACACCAUCAUCAGAAUCAUGGCGGUACGCGUACAUUUGCUAAUGCGCCCAAUUCGGUCGGCAGCGCAAUUAAUGCAACUGUAUUGAAUAAUAGUGGCAACUGUGGACAGCAGCAACAACAACAACAACAACAACAACAACAGCAACAGCAGCAAGCACAACAACAACUACAACAACAUCAAGUGCAACAACAGCAACAACAAUUAACUGCCUCACCGACGCAUGCAACAUGCGCUCCACUUAAUCGCAGCAACAGCAGUACACCAACAACAGCGGCCACUUCGACACCCGCUACACCAACUGCAACCGUUUCCGCAACUGCAACAGCAGGCGCGUCCGUCGCGUCACCGCACCGCGGCGAUCCGUCAGCAAAGGCGGCUUUUAACAUAGCCGCAAGCGAAAAAGCCACUGCGGCAGCCCCCGAAGUCAAUUCCAGUGCAACACUUGCAAGCGCCAUACCCGCGUGUCCCGCCGCCGUCGCCGCCGUCGCCGCCACUUCCACGGCACACAUUUUAAUGAUACCCACUUCAAUUUCAACAUCGUGUUCGUCAUCACCUUCGUCGUCGUCAUCCUUAAUGACGGUGUCCGCCUCCGUUAUGGCUCCAGCACCGGCCGCUUUAUUGCCGACGGCGUCGGCGACGACGACACCAUCUCUUUCCGAGCUGUCUGCGGGCUGUAAUGGUCGAACAGAAGUUGGACAGGUGAAGUGCGAGAAGAAUUACGAAAUAUGCGAAGGUUGCGGGCAAAAGAUACACGAUCGUUAUCUCAUGAAUGUUGGCGAAUCGAACUGGCACGAACACUGUCUAUCUUGUUGUUAUUGUGGAAUACAGUUGUUCAAUACCUGCUACGUGCGCAAUUCAAAGCUUUAUUGUAAACUCGAUUACGAACGAUUAUUCAGCAUCAAAUGCACCGGCUGUUGUCAUCCGAUUCUGCCACAUGAGAUGGUCAUGCGACCGAUACCCGCUUUCAUUUACCACCUGCCUUGUUUCAUCUGCUACAUCUGCCGACUGCCACUGCAGAAAGGCGAACAAUUUCUGCUGCGCGACGGCCAGCUCUUCUGCUGUCGACACGAUCUCGAGAAAGAGCUUUACUUGGCAACAGCACAGCAUUGUGGUUUCGUCGGACUGGACGAUGAUGAUUUGAUGCGUCCGCGUGAUGGACGACGCGGCCCGAAGCGACCACGCACCAUAUUGACAUCACAGCAGCGCAAGCAAUUCAAAGCGUCCUUCGAUCAAUCGCCCAAGCCGUGCCGCAAGGUGCGCGAGGCGCUCGCAAAAGACACCGGACUGUCGGUGCGCGUGGUGCAGGUGUGGUUUCAGAAUCAGCGCGCCAAAAUGAAGAAAAUACAACGGAAGGCGAAAAAUGGCGGUGGCAAUGGUGGUGCGGUGAGCUCGCGCAGCGGUGAUGAGAAGGAUAUGGGUAAGGACGACAAGGACAUAAAGCAGGAAUGUGGCAUAGCAGGUGUAGAUGGCGCUUAUUUGAGUUUAGGCGACAGCGGUUUCGGCAGUCAACCGCUGAAUCCGAAUCUGCCCUUCUCGCCCGAUGAUUACCCGCAUAAUUCGAAUGAUAGUUUUUGUAGCUCCGAUUUGUCCUUGGACGGCAGCAAUUUCGAUCAACUGGACGAUGACACCGAUUCGUUGUCACUCAACAAUCUGGAGCUGCAGUCCACCGGCUCCUCGGGUAAUCAACACUCCAAUCCACACGACAUCAUCGCCAAUCUCAGCACGAGUCUCGUCAAUCCGAUUGACAAGCUGUACUUGAUGCAGAAUUCUUACUUUAAUGUAGAGCAAUAAACCAAAUUGACCGUUAUGGAAUAGAGGAUACGAAUUUAUUAGUAUUAAGCUACAUGUCAAGUGAGGGUGGGGACUUGUUGUGUUGGUGAAGCAGGCACCAUGUAUGUAUAUGUGAGUUGAGCGGACUUUGUUGCACGUCCCAGGGGUAAAAAAAAACCAACAACACAAAAACAAUAACAAAAACCUAAUGAAAAACUAAGCGGCAAUUAAUUAUUUAUAUGUACUAUAUACAUACAUACAUACAUACAUACAACGGUAUGUUUAAGUUAAUACCCAACAAACCAAAAUAAUUAGGCAGAUUCUGGCAUGUUGCAUACACCUGUAGUAACAACAUUUGUGAUUUAAAAUUUAAAUUUUAUCUAAAACAGAUCUUAUUAUUGUUAGUUUUAAAUAAAUAAAACAAAAAAUAUAAUAAUAAAAUAAAAUAAAAUAAAU